Messenger RNA from Archocentrus centrarchus (flier cichlid), 1509 nucleotides. RefSeq names its product catechol O-methyltransferase domain-containing protein 1-like. The coding region runs from base 69 to 842 and encodes 257 amino acids. Gene Ontology annotation, molecular function: O-methyltransferase activity; S-adenosylmethionine-dependent methyltransferase activity. The record is from RefSeq and is a predicted model, not a curated record. The transcript has 7 exons. NCBI's taxonomy places the organism in Eukaryota, Metazoa, Chordata, Actinopteri, Cichliformes, Cichlidae.
CAUAAUGGUACAGUGGCCGCCGGGAAACCCGGAAGAGCUGGAAGUGCGUUCAGUUUGCCGUAAAAGAAAUGCCUUUUCGUAUCGUUACCAAAGAAGCGCUGGUGGGCUCAGUCACACUAGGCGUCAUUUUUGUCGCCGGUUAUUUUAUCGGAAAAAAGAAAUCCUCCAGAAUGAGCAUUUCCAAAAGCCACUGCGAGGGAAAAAACAAUCCACUGUUACAGUAUGUCCUCAGUCACUCCAUGAGGGAACAUCCGGUCCUGAAAAAACUCAAAAUGAGGACAAUGGAAGACUCCUGGAACGGGAUGAUGGUUUCCUCUGAAGAGUCACAGUUCCUGACCAAUUUGGCCAAACUAAUCAAAACCAAGAAAGCAAUAGAGAUCGGUGUUUACACAGGCUACAACACACUGAACAUGGCUCUGGCCUUGCCUGAUGAUGGAGUUGUGGUAGCAUGCGAUGUCAGUGAAGAGUACACCAACAUCGGCAAACCCUUCUGGAAAGAGGCUGGAGUUGAGAACAAAAUCGAUCUACGCAUUCAGCCAGCACUGAAAACAUUAGAUGAUCUCCUGUCUUCUGGUCAGGCAGAAACAUUUGACUUUAUCUUCAUUGACGCAGACAAAGUUAACUAUGACAACUACUACGAGAAGUCUCUGCAGCUGCUGAGAAAAGGAGGUGUCAUUGCUAUUGACAAUGUGCUGUGGGGUGGGAAGGUGCUGAAUCCGUCCCCAGAUGAUGCCGACACUGUGGCCAUUGACAAGCUGAACAAGAAGCUAUACAGAGAUGCACGAGUUAAUCUGAGCAUGCUCACAGUGGGAGAUGGAGUCACCCUGGCUAUCAAACUAUAGUGCAUGUCAGAGAUGUGCAACAAUUUAUACACUUUAAGAAAACAAUGAGUUCCUACCACUGUGCACUACUUUAAUUAUACAAUAAAGGGGUUUGAUUUAAAAUUUUGCAUCAAAUUAGAGGCAAGAAUAAAGGUUGAUUUCAGGACUUUAUUGUAAAGGUAGACACACACCAACACACAAACAGCUCCCUGAUUAGUGUCACAGUCCUCAAAGGGGAAGUAAGGUGGAUAAUUCACUCAAUCUGUCACUCAAGCCACAGUGAGGAAAAUAAAAAUGCAUAGCAUUGUCUUGCAACUUAGAAGCAGCUAUUAUAGGUAACAGGUCCUAAACUCUUCACUCAGCAUAAUCAAGCCUCUCUAGGAAAGCAAGUGAAGAGCAGUCAAGAGGCUGGCUUCAGUCUUCAUAGCAUAUUGAAGUAACCCUUCCACAGGCAGCACAGUACUACAAUAUACAAAUAAAAUCUGCAAAUAAAACAAAGGAGGAGGAGCUUAAAUAAGAGUAAAGUUUAAUGUGCAAAAUAACACCUCGGGUUUACAUUCUACUUUAGCAAAGUAACAAGUUUCGCUUUUGGAACCAUUCUUGGAUUGUCAAACUUUAGGAAAAAAAAAAAAAAGCCCACAUUUAACACCGAGUGGAGGGUUUUUCUAUCAUUACUUGGGGGCAAAUU